AACGAGACCAGCGGGCAGCUGCGAUUGGCAACACGACCGAGCUGACGACUUGUCCCUCCGCAAAGCCGUGGUCUGGAACCUCUUUCGUUUUCAGCCCUCUUCAACCUACUCGGUACUUCUUUCACCUACUGCAAACUGGCGAUCAGGAACACGAAGCUUGAUAUCAUUAUAGGCACUACCCCCACUUCCCUUCAGACUGUAGCUCUCAGCUCGUGAAGUGCCGUAAAUCACCAUCGAACAUGGCACCCAGCAACCCAGUCGACAAAGACACCGAUGGCAAGCACCUCGCAGCCGUGGAGUCCGCCUUCCAGGAUGUCACAGACAAGUCGGAGAAGCACGACAAAGACCCCAAGGACCACCUGCACCAGCCCUCGCACCAUGAGAAAUCGCACAGCUGGCUCAAAUCCCUCUUCCCCUACAACUCGCUGCAGGACUUUGAGAACUCCUGGCACCUGGGCAACUAUAUUGUAGACCGCAAGACGGGCGAGAAGUCGUUUGAGCCCAUGUCCAUCUAUGUGCGCCUCGGCAUGCAUCUCCUCUACUAUGGCACCAAGCAGGAGAAUCUGCUGCAGUCGAAGCGCGCGCAGGAGAUGCUCAAGCAGCAGAGCGAGAAGAUGGGGAGGCAGUAUGAUUCUCCUGAGAGCAAGGCUCACAUUGCGCCUUUUAUUCAGAGUUUCCAGUUGGAGAGCGGGUUGCAUGAGUUUGUCCAACCGGAUCCCAGCAAGUACAACACUUUCAACGAAUUCUUCGCCCGCGAAAUCAAAGAAUCUGCUCGCCCCAUUGCCGAGCCAGACAACGACAAGGCCGUCAGCAGUAUCGCCGACUGCAGGCUGACUGUCUUCCCGACCGUCGACCUUGCAAAGAAGUACUGGAUCAAGGGCUUCGGCUUCACCGUUGCAAGGCUCCUGGGCUCGGAAGACCUGGCGAACGAGUUCAAGGAUGGAUCCAUUCUCAUCCAUCGUUUGGCUCCGCAGGAUUACCACAGGUGGCAUUCGCCGCAGUCCGGCACGGUGGAGAGCAUCACCGACAUUCCGGGGACCUACUACACCGUCAACCCACAAGCCAUCAACGAACCAGGCACCCUCGACGUCUUCUGCGAGAACCGACGCUCAGUCAUGAUUCUCAAGCGACCCUCGGGCAGCAAAGUGGCCGUCAUCGCCGUCGGCGCCAUGCUGGUGGGCAGCAUGAAGUACAACGAAGGCGUGAAAGUGGGCGCCGAAGUCCAUCGUGGCCAGUGUCUGGGCGCCUUCUACUACGGCGGCAGCACGGUCAUCUCGCUGUAUCCCAAGGGCGGCGUGACGUUGGACGAGGACUUGGUGCGGAAUUCGACGGAGCAGAAUUGUGAGACGUAUGUGCAGGUUGGAUGGCAUACGGGUGUUGAGCCGUAGAGUGCUUGGAUGGAUCGGUCCGGCGAUCUGAGCCGAUGUUCGUUGAUGACGAAUUGUCUAGGCUAU
Neohortaea acidophila is the source of this 1454-nucleotide messenger RNA. Its product is annotated as phosphatidylserine decarboxylase-domain-containing protein. Lineage: Eukaryota; Fungi; Ascomycota; Dothideomycetes; Mycosphaerellales; Teratosphaeriaceae. Gene Ontology annotation, biological process: phospholipid biosynthetic process. Gene Ontology annotation, molecular function: phosphatidylserine decarboxylase activity. The transcript is spliced from 3 exons. Bases 240 to 1388 code for a protein of 382 amino acids. The record is from RefSeq and is a predicted model, not a curated record.